GCUCACUAUUUCUCUCUCUCUCUUUCUACCACUGUGAGUCUCUGAGUGUCUCUCAGUUUCUCUCUGAAAAGUCCCGGGAUGAUGGAGCUCGAGCUGGAGCAGGAGGAUGGUUUCAGGAAGGGACCUUCUCAGAUGGACUAAGAUGAAGAUUGAAGUUUUACUGUCCACGAUCCGUGAGCGACACGGGAGCAUCUCGACAGCAGGGAUUCAAAUAUUGAAUGUCUGGGAGAUUCGGUAAAGAAACAAAAGAUACCUCUGGACAAGGCUUCAUGAUGAGGCAAAGGAAGACAGAAGUAAAAGAGGCUAAUCGAAGCGAAACAUGGAACAGGUGAUGGGGACGUAGCUACGACUUGGAUUCUGCCCUGCCUUGCUAAUUUCCCUCCCAUCAUGGUGUACGGGAAGAUCCUGCACCAAUGUGGCCCGGACGAGAACUUCCUCAACCUAAACGUGGGCGGAUUCAAGCAGAAAGUGUCUCGCUCGGUCAUUCAGUGCUUCCCACACACUCGACUUGGGCGUUUACUCCUCUGCAGCUCAGAGUCGGCCAUAUUGGAGCUGUGCGAUGACUACAGCGCCACAGAGCACGAGUUCUACUUUGACCGCAACCCUCACUUCUUCUGCUACGUGCUAAACUUUUACCACACGGGCAAAAUCCAUCUGAUGGAGGAGCUGUGCGUGUUCAGCUUCAGCCAGGAGCUCGAGUACUGGGGAAUCAAGGAGCUUUUUCUGGACUCGUGCUGCAGCGGCAAGUUUCACGAGCAGAAAGAGGGCAAUUACUGGGACCGGAACGAGGAUGACCCACUUCAAGACAGCUUUGAUUCCACCACAGAAGAGUUUUCUGAGCUGGAGAAGGAUUUGGAAAAGUUUGAAGGCACCUGGUGCUCGGAAAAGCGUAAACAGCUGUGGCUGAGGCUUGAGAAUCCAGGACAUUCUUUAAUGGCUAAGAUACUAGCGGUGAUUUCGCUGAGCGUGGUUCUGAUCAGCAUCGUGGCCAUGUGCGUUCACAGCAUGCCCGAGUUCCACCAAGUGGACUCGAACGAAAGAGAAAUGGAGGAUCCAGUUCUAGCCGCGUUCGAGACCUUUUGUGUGCUCUGGUUCACUUUUGAGUUUGUUGUGCGCUUAGCGGUAGCACCCUGUAUCCGUAAAUUUGCCAGCAACGCUAUGAACAUCAUUGAUUUUGUCUCCGUGGUACCGUUUUAUGCCACGUUGGCGCUGGAAAAAGCAGACGCUGAGGAAAGCGAGGAGCUGGAGAACGUAGGAAAGGUAGUGCAGAUCCUGCGGCUCAUGCGCAUUUUCAGGAUACUGAAGUUAGCACGUCACUCAGUUGGACUCCGUUCUCUCGGAGCAACUUUGCGUCACAGCUAUCACGAGGUCGGCCUGCUCAUUCUCUUCCUCUCCGUCGGGAUUUCCAUCUUCUCUGUGCUUGUAUACUUUGCGGAGAGGGAGGAGAAGGAAUCUGAGCUCCAGACCAUACCCAUCGGAUGGUGGUGGGCCACGAUUAGCAUGACCACAGUCGGAUACGGGGACACCUAUCCCAUCACACUAGCUGGGAAGCUCAUUGGGACGGUGUGCAUCGUGUGCGGCCUGCUCGUGGUAGCGCUGCCCGUCACCAUCAUCUUUAACAAGUUCUCUAAGUAUUAUGAGAGACAGAAAUCUCUGGUGGAGUCGGAUCAGUACGGGAGCAACUUAAAACUUCCCAUUCCCGGGAUUCCUAUAUUCAGCAUGAACGAUCUUUAUGCUAACGGUAACGCGAUCAAUUCGCUGCUGGACAGUUUGUCCACUAGAAGUAGCACAGAAUGUGAAAGAGAUGAUAAAGAACAUCAGGAUAAUGAGGACCAAACUUAUGUUACUUCAUGACUUUUUUUUUUAUUCAUUUUUUUUUUUAGAUUCAAUACUAAUUUGUAGCGGUAGAAGCAGCACACUAGUUAGCGUCAUUCCCUGUGUUCACACUUGCAGCAGCACUCUGAUGUAUUUUUACAAAAAACGUGAUGCCACUGAAGCAGAGCUAGUUUCAGUGUAAAGAUGGGUGGAGCUAGCAGGAUUUUAAAAGCAGCAUUAAUUAAGCUAGCCAAGAAAGCAUUAGUGACCAAUUAAACUUAAUAUCCACCCAAGUGUUCUAUCUAAUGUUAUACAAUUAUAACGUGAAUUAAAAUGAUUGGUUAUUAUGGGUUGUACGUCCUUUGUGCUGCACAGAGGUUAUGUAGCUACAGCAACAGCAAGUAACAUGCAGUUUUGUUACUAUGUCGAAACGAUAAAAUUGUCAAAGAUUUGCAAGUCUCAAGCAUUUGCUAAAUAAUAAAAUAACCUUAAACCAUCUUAUAGAUGAUAUAGACCAUCUUAUAUGAUUAACAAAUCAAUGUGAUUAUGGAGUGCCCUGUGUAUCAGUAAACGCAGAACAUUAGCCAACAUGAUAUCCGAGAGAAAAAUACAGUAGGUAUCUACAUACAGCGUGUCAGGUAACGAUAAUCACCCCUCAUUGUCGAGUUUUCAAAAAACAUGCGACUCCACUUCUUUGCUCAGUUGGUGGGAUCAGAGAUUCACUAUUUCCUAACGUUUUCUCACACACGUCCUGUACAUUAGCUUUCGAUCCUGUGAACUCCUCUCACUUACAAUUACUUUACAACCCUAAUGUGUGCACCUGUACCGUGUUUUGCUUUGAUUAGCUUCGUUUUAUAACGCACAAUGAUCACAGUAUGGUGUACUUGCAUUUGAACACAAACUGAAAUAAAUUUACAGAGACAGGGGCGACAUUCAUCAGGAUUUUUGCUUGACUUCUUUUCCAGAAGGUCAAUAAUUCCGAUAGAUCCAUAAGGGUAACCAGGAAGCAUGACUUUCAGAAGCUUGUAAUGUGAACACAGGGUUUUACACACAGUGGUUCACUGACUCACACUCUGAACACACUGAUUGAACACACACACACAGAGUAGUGAGGGAAUGCGUGAAGCAUUUAUAUUUCCCGCUUCAGUUCUCAGGGCGAGAAAAAGCUGUCAAUGUCUGUCUUCCCGCCUGUGAAGUGUUUUAUUGCACACUUCAACGUCUGAUCCCAUCAGUCUGAUCCUGGACAGAACAUCUCCACAAAUUCUCCAAAUGUCAGGGAAAAGAAACAUUGAGAAACUAUUUCAUGCCUUCCUUAUAUCUGCUUGUUGGAAGCCUGGAUGAAACGAUUGCAUGUGUAUUUCAGAUGAUGUGAAGAACAAGGUGAUGAUGUUCACAGGUGCGAUCGAACAGAUCUUUGUAAAGCUGCUUACAUCCUGACCUAUCCUUGACUUCUACUUUGGACCUGGUCCGUCUAUGCAAAACCACCAGACUGCAAACUGAAUACCUGAUAUGUGGGAAUGUAAUAUCAGUCCAAGGCAACAUG
Molecule: messenger RNA, 3358 nt
Organism: Silurus meridionalis
Lineage: Eukaryota; Metazoa; Chordata; Actinopteri; Siluriformes; Siluridae
Gene: kcns3a
Product: potassium voltage-gated channel, delayed-rectifier, subfamily S, member 3a
Exons: 4
Coding region: 388-1854 (488 amino acids)
Biological process (GO): potassium ion transmembrane transport; protein homooligomerization
Cellular component (GO): voltage-gated potassium channel complex; membrane
Molecular function (GO): voltage-gated potassium channel activity; protein binding
Source: RefSeq, a predicted model, not a curated record